Molecule: messenger RNA, 486 nt
Organism: Aspergillus terreus NIH2624
Lineage: Eukaryota; Fungi; Ascomycota; Eurotiomycetes; Eurotiales; Aspergillaceae
Exons: 3
Coding region: 1-486 (161 amino acids)
Source: RefSeq, a predicted model, not a curated record
AUGCCCAGAAAAAGCGACGCGGACGACCGGAUGAACAGAUUCGACGCCGAGACACAAGCCAUCAUCGCCGGCGCGAGGUCCAGAACACCUCCUAGACAACUGGCCGUCUCCGACGCCGUGGCUACCGGAAAGCAAAACUUCCCGACAGCAGCGAAGAGGGCGUACCAGAGCGCUGCUACUGCCGCUCAGCCGGUUGCGAGUGCCAGUUCGAAGAUAAGUCCUCCUUCUGUUGCUGCGGCGCCUCAGCCGAGCACAAAGAGUACGAGUUCGAAGACUGUGACGACGUCGACUUAUAGCUCCGGUGGGAGCUCGAAGCAGGCUACCAGCUCGUCGGGCUAUAGUUCUACGAAGGCUUCGAAGAAGAGCUCUUCUGGUAGCUCUAAGAAGAGUUCGACUGGUACUAGUUCCUCCAAGAGCACGAGCGGAUCACGCAAACGUCGGAACGCAACGGGAUUGGGGUUGCGAAUUGAGUGUCUUUGUGGAUGA